Molecule: messenger RNA, 1768 nt
Organism: Petromyzon marinus (sea lamprey)
Lineage: Eukaryota; Metazoa; Chordata; Hyperoartia; Petromyzontiformes; Petromyzontidae
Product: thyroid hormone receptor beta-like
Biological process (GO): negative regulation of transcription by RNA polymerase II; thyroid hormone receptor signaling pathway; retinoic acid receptor signaling pathway
Cellular component (GO): RNA polymerase II transcription regulator complex
Molecular function (GO): zinc ion binding; nuclear receptor activity; RNA polymerase II cis-regulatory region sequence-specific DNA binding
Source: RefSeq, a predicted model, not a curated record
GUGGUGGUGUGGUCGUGGUGGUAGUGUAGUAGUGGUGGUAGUGUAGUAGUGAUGGUGUGGUAGUGGUGAUGGCUACCACAGUAUCGCUGUAGUAGUGUUGGGUGUAUGGUGUGGUAGCGGUGGCUCGUGGUGGUGUGGUAGCGGUGGUGUUCUCCACAGUGACUGCUGCCGGUGUGAAUGAGAUUACAGCCGGCGUGCUUUGCCUGUGUGUGUGUGGCGGAUCAAUCAUUAUCAGCAUCAUCAACCGCAGCAGCAGCAGCAAAGUGUGGAGAGCACUGGGAGGAGGGAGGAGCCGUAGCGGCAGGAGGACCCCGAAGCCAUGAUACUGGGUCACCGUGACCCGAAGAGACAAGACGUUCUCUCCAACACUCCCUCCCGCCUCGGCAUCCUGCCCAACCCGGUCUCCACCACCACCACGACCACCACCACCACCUCCUCCUCCUCCUCCACCACCAGCAGCAGCAGCAGCGGUGGGGGCAGCCCCCUCCCACCACCCGCCUCGCGGCCCCGCCCCUCGCGGAGGGGAGGGGGCAUCAAGCGGGAGGCGAGCGGCAGCCGAGAGCCCAAGAAAGUCUACAUCCCCAGCUACCUGGAGAAGGACGAGGUAUGUGUGGUGUGCGGAGACAAGGCCACGGGCUACCACUACCGAUGCAUCACCUGCGAGGGAUGCAAAGGCUUCUUCCGCCGCACGAUCCAGAAGAAGCUGCACCCGCUGUACGCGUGCAAGUUGGAGGGCGUCUGCCUCGUGGACAAGGGCACGCGCAACCACUGCCAGGAGUGUCGCUUCAACAAGUGCCUCGCCAUGGGCAUGGCCACCGACCUCGUGCUGGACGAAGGCAAGCGCCUUGCCAAGCGCCGUCUGAUCGCGGAGAACCGCGAACGCCGGCGGAGAGGAGAGACGCAGCGGAGCGGCGCGUGGGAGCGUCCGGGCCCCACGCGGCACGAGUGGGCGCUGCUGCAGGCCGUCACCGACGCCCACCGCGCCACCAGCGCCGAGGGCAGCCUGUGGAGGCAGCACCGCCGGUUCCUGCCGGAAGACAUUGGGCAGGUGGUGGCGGGAGGCGACCGCGUGGACGUGAAGGCGUUCUGCCACUUCAUCAGCAUCAUCACCCCGGCCAUCAUCCGCGUCGUCGACUUCGCCAAGAAGCUGCCCGUGUUCUGCGAGUUGCCGUGCGAGGACCAGAUCGUGCUGCUCAAGGGCUGCUGCAUGGAGAUCAUGUCGCUGCGGGCGGCCGUGCGCUACGACGCGGGCAGCGAGACGCUGACGCUGAGCGGCGAGGUGGCCGUCACGAGCGAGCAGCUCCGCAGCGGUGGACUCGGCCUCGUCUCCGACUCCAUCUUCGAGCUGGGCCGCUCGCUCGCCGCGUUCCACAUGGACGACACCGAGGUGGCCCUCAUGCAGGCCGUGCUGCUGCUCUCUUCUGACCGGCCGGGCCUGACCUGUGUGGACGCGGUGGAGCGGGCGCAGGAGGAGCACCUGCUGGCGCUGGAGCACUACAUCAACCAGCGGCACCACGCCAUGCCCUUCUUCUGGCCAAAGCUGCUCAUGAAGGUGACCGACCUGCGCACGAUCGGCGCCUGCCACACCAGCCGCCUGCUGCACAUGAAGGUGGAGUGCCCCGCCGAACUCUUCCCUCCGCUCUUCCUCGAGAUCUUCGACGACUGACGGCGCCCCGGAGGCCCCCCACGCCUCCGGGAACGCUCGCCACCGGCACCGCCACCGGCACCGCCACCGGCACCACCACCGCCACCGGCACCACCACCGGCA